AUGCCAGCUGCCCUGGUGGCCUCUUCCUUCACUCUUCAUUCUAAAACUGAUUAUUCAGUCACAAUGCUCUCACGACGCGGAUUUCAGGAUAAACCCCAGUGGCCUACCCGCACUACCUCGCUCCUUCGCCGCCGCGUCGUCCAAGUCCAACUCCCAGACGAGCUUUUGAUCCACAUUCUCUGUUUCUUAAAUCUCCGAGACCUUUUACGUUGCCGUUUAGCGAACCGACGUGUCUAUACCGUUAUCAACAAUUCUCUGACCCUUCAAUUUCGAAUUGAGCUGUCCCAUGCAGCCCUCCUGCAGUUUAGCCAACCAGUUACGGGCAAGACAUCGCACAGCACAACGCUCCAGCGGCUCGACUUACUCCGCAAACUUCAGUUCAGCUGGCGGAAUCUCGCUUGGAGAUCACGAAAACCAUUCCUCUGGCUCAGCUCGGGUAUCUUCAUCACAGCGGCCCGUAGAGCGGGCGUCGCCAAGCCGCAUAAACUCAUCUUUCAAGAACUACCUUCGCUAGAUAACCAUUCAAAUAUCUCAAGAGCAACGAUCGACUGUGGGAUUCCGACGUCGCAAGUUUGUAUAGAUGUCUCGCAGGAUUUGCUCGUUUUGCUUGAAGAGGGUCACCAAAAUACUGGUCUCCUCAGGCAAGGUCACAAGCUCAGCUUCCGAGUGCAUCUACGAUCGCUUGCGAACAACACGCUGCACCCAGCUGCUCGUCGCCAGGUUCUCGAGUACGAAUGGACGAGUUCCUGGACCUCAUACACGUUUGUGAUGCAAAUCAUGGGUCAUAGUCUGGGCAUCUUGUUCUCAUCGGGCGUGCUCGGAGACUCUGACUUUGAGCGAUUCGUCGUUUGGGACUGGAGGACUGGUGCCAUGCGAGGAAUGGUCUUCAUGCCUGGAUCACGCUACGACUCCUUUACCUUCAUCUCACCAGACACUUUUGUUAUUCCUUGCGCACGAACCGAAACGAUCAACGUCUUCCUCUUCCGCCCUACCCCGCCACCAGGCAUCCCUGACCGCGGACCAUCGAUCCACCAUCUUUGUGCACUCAAACUACCUGCACUGAACCCUACCACCGGUUACAAAUAUAUCAAUGUCACUUGCCAAUCCCAGCCGACGCCAGACCCACCCGCACAUGCCUACUACGCCGCGCCACACACGAUCCCGCGCCCAAAAUCCAAACUCUUUGCACAAGAUCAGGCCAAUGGCAUAGUUCAAUUUACGGCUAGCGUAUCGCGACAUGCGAGGACAGUGGACCUUCUCAUUAUCACGCACCGCAAGGCUCUCAUGAGCUUCGUCACCUCGUCCCAAGACGCGCUAGGCGACCCGCUUACAGAGCCAUGGGAGAGCUACCCGAUGAUGCCCGCCAAAACAUGGGGACCAGACAUUGGUUUCAAGGAAUGGAGAGCCGUCUCACGGUGCAUGUUGUCGCAGUUCACUUACCUCGCCAACUCGAACUGGCGCUCGCAAGUCUUUGGAUAUCGCGUCGCUCAGCUUGUGCGAAAUCCAGCGGAGACGACGAAUGCGACUGUGGCACCAGUUUCACUUGCGCGCGCGGGUCAUAUACGCGUACUAGAUUUCAAUCCCUUGUUCGUGAAACGACCACCACUCUUUCCAGAGGAUUAUCACCACAUUAUUCAGUCUACUGUCACAAGGAGGAUGGUCACCGAUGUGGGUAUCAUACCCAAGGGCGAAAUCUGGGUGGAGAAUAUAGAGAGCAGUCUCCCCUACUACGAGGUUACCACGAGAGAAGCAUUUCCAUUGGCAGGAAUUAUGAUGGAUGAGGAGCGAUUGAUCGGUCUUCGCACUGCCAGUCCUGGAAGUCCAGAUUUGGUUGCCUUGGACGUCUUUGUUAUUUAA
Molecule: messenger RNA, 1857 nt
Organism: Serendipita indica DSM 11827
Lineage: Eukaryota; Fungi; Basidiomycota; Agaricomycetes; Sebacinales; Serendipitaceae
Source: the annotation of a GenBank genome assembly